GAGAAUAUCUUUGAGUGGCAAUCCUCUAUAAGAGGUCCAGCUGAUACUGAAUUUGAAGGUGGGAUUUAUCAUGGGAGGAUUCAAUUGCCUGCAGAUUAUCCUUUCAAACCUCCUUCCUUCAUGUUAUUGACACAUAAUGGUCGUAAAUCAGCAUUUUGCUCUUAUGAUGCGAGUCAGAUGAGAAGCCUAAAUUAUCAAGAGAGCAGAGAGAGGAUCUCAGUUGCUCAUACCUUCUAUUCUAAAUCUCUGCAGCAAGCAGCAUGUUCAGACAACGUUGAUUUGGGAGCAGCUUGUGGAAAGUACUUCUGUGUCUCUUGUCUGAUCAUCGUUGAUCCUGGUGAUUCCAUCUACGGAAGUGGAUGA
Messenger RNA from Eruca vesicaria subsp. sativa (arugula), 363 nucleotides. The record is from the annotation of a GenBank genome assembly. NCBI's taxonomy places the organism in Eukaryota, Viridiplantae, Streptophyta, Magnoliopsida, Brassicales, Brassicaceae.